Messenger RNA from Pipistrellus kuhlii (Kuhl's pipistrelle), 6883 nucleotides. RefSeq names its product contactin 2 (gene CNTN2). The record is from RefSeq and is a predicted model, not a curated record. Lineage: Eukaryota; Metazoa; Chordata; Mammalia; Chiroptera; Vespertilionidae. The transcript is spliced from 22 exons. Gene Ontology annotation, biological process: cell-cell adhesion; brain development. Gene Ontology annotation, molecular function: cell-cell adhesion mediator activity. The coding region runs from base 1 to 3129 and encodes 1042 amino acids.
AUGGGGACCAGCACUGGGAGGAGGGCACCACCACUGCGGCUGCUGCUGCUGGCUGUGGCCAUCAUGGCCUCUCCAGCUGGGAGCUCAGCCCGGGGGUCCCCGGCCACCUUCGGCCCCAUCUUCGAAGACCAGCCGCUCAGCCUGCUGUUCCCAGAGGAGUCCACGGAGGAGAAGGUGACGCUGGCAUGCCGGGCCCGGGCCAGCCCUCCGGCCACCUACAGGUGGAAGAUGAACGGCACUGAGAUGAAGCUGGAGCCCGGCUCCCACCACCAGCUGGUGGGCGGCAACCUGGUCAUCAUGAGCCCCACCAAGGCCCAGGACGCUGGCGUCUACCAGUGCCUGGCCUCCAACCCCGUGGGCACCGUGGUCAGCAGGGAGGCCGUCCUGCGCUUCGGCUUCCUGCAGGAAUUCUCCAAGGAGGAGCGGGACCCGGUGAAAACCCACGAGGGCUGGGGAGUGAUGCUGCCCUGUAACCCCCCCGCCCACUACCCAGGCCUGUCCUACCGCUGGCUCCUCAACGAGUUCCCCAACUUCAUCCCGACGGAUGGGCGGCACUUCGUGUCCCAGACCACGGGGAACCUGUACAUCGCCCGCACCAACGCCUCCGACCUGGGCAACUACUCCUGCCUGGCCACCAGCCACAUGGACUUCUCCACCAAGAGCGUCUUCAGCAAGUUCGCGCAGCUCAACCUGGCCGCCGAAGACCCCAGGCUCUUCGCGCCCAGCAUCAAGGCCCGCUUCCCCGCAGAGACGUACGCGCUGCUGGGCCAGCAGGUCACCCUGGAGUGCUUCGCCUUUGGGAACCCUGUCCCCCGGAUCAAGUGGCGCAAGGUGGACGGCUCCUUGUCCCCGCAGUGGGCCACGGCCGAGCCCACCCUGCACAUCCCCAGCGUGGGCUUCGAGGACGAGGGCACUUAUGAGUGUGAGGCGGAGAACUCCAAGGGCCGAGACAGCGUCCAGGGCCGCAUCAUCGUGCAGGCCCAGCCCGAGUGGCUCAAGGUGAUCUCUGAUAUGGAGGCUGACAUCGGGUCCAGCCUGCGCUGGGGCUGCGCGGCCGCCGGCAAGCCCCGGCCCACAGUGCGCUGGCUGCGGAAUGGGGAGCCUCUGGCCUCCCAGACGCGGGUGGAGGUGCUGGCCGGGGACCUGCGGUUCUCCAAGCUGAGCCUGGAGGACUCGGGCAUGUACCAGUGCGUGGCGGAGAACAAGCAUGGCACCAUCUACGCCAGCGCUGAGCUGGCCGUGCAAGCACUGGCCCCCGACUUCAGGCUGAACCCCGUGAGGCGCCUGAUCCCUGCCGCCCGGGGCGGGGAGGUCACGAUCCCCUGCCAGCCCCGGGCAGCCCCGAAGGCCAUGGUGCUCUGGAGCAAAGGCACCGAGAUCCUGGUCAACAGCAGCAGAGUGACAGUAACCCCGGAUGGCACCUUGAUCAUAAGAAACAUCAGCCGGUCAGAUGAAGGCAAAUACACGUGCUUCGCUGAGAACUUCAUGGGCAAAGCCAACAGCACGGGCAUCCUGUCUGUGCGAGAUGCGACCAAGAUCACGCUCGCCCCCUCCAGUGCCGACAUCAACCUGGGCGACAACCUGACCUUGCAGUGCCACGCCUCCCACGACCCCACCAUGGACCUCACCUUCGUCUGGGCCCUGGACGACUUCCCCAUCAACCCUGACAAGCCCGGGGGUCACUACCGGAGGGCCAGCGUGAAGGAGACAGUCGGAGACCUGACCAUCCUGAAUGCCCAGCUGCGCCAUGGCGGGAAGUACACCUGCUCGGCCCAGACGGUGGUGGACAGUGCAUCCAAGGAGGCCACCGUCCUGGUCCGAGGUCCCCCGGGCCCCCCGGGAGGCAUGGUGGUAAGGGACAUCGGCGACACCACUGUCCAGCUCAGCUGGAGCCGAGGCUUUGACAACCACAGCCCCAUUGCCAAGUACACCCUGCAAGCUCGCACUCCGCCUGCGGGGAAGUGGAAGCAAGUUCGGACCAAUCCCGCCAACAUCGAGGGCAACGCGGAGACUGCCCAGGUGCUGGGCCUCACGCCCUGGAUGGACUAUGAGUUCCGGGUCAUCGCCAGCAACAUCCUGGGCACUGGGGAGCCCAGUGGGCCCUCCAGCAAGAUCCGGACCAAGGAAGCAGCCCCCUUCGUGGCACCCUCGGGGCUCAGCGGAGGUGGCGGAGCCCCCGGCGAGCUCAUUGUCAGCUGGACGCCCAUGUCACGGGAGUACCAGAACGGAGACGGCUUCGGCUACCUGCUGUCCUUCCGCAGGCAGGGCAGCGCCAGCUGGCAGAGCGCCCGGGUGCCCGGCGCCGACGCCCAGUACUUCGUCUACAGCAACGAGAGCAUCCGGCCCUACACGCCCUUCGAGGUCAAGAUCCGCAGCUACAACCGCCGAGGGGACGGGCCCGAGAGCCUCACUGCCCUCGUGUACUCGGCGGAGGAAGAGCCCAAGGUGGCCCCAUCCAAGGUCUGGGCCAAGGGGGUCUCAGCCUCAGAGAUGAAUGUGACCUGGGAAGCGGUGCCGCCGGACAUGAACGGGGUCCUCCUGGGCUACGAGAUCCGCUACUGGAAAGCCGGGGACAAAGAAGCGGCUGCAGACCGUGUGAGGACGGCAGGGCUGGACACCAGCGCCCGAGUCACUGACCUGCACCCCAACACCAAGUACCAUGUGACCGUGCGGGCCUACAACCGGGCGGGCACUGGGCCUGCCAGCCCCUCUGCCAAUGCCACCACCAUGAAGCCCCCCCCACGGCAACCCCCCGGCAACAUCUCCUGGACGUUCUCGAGCUCCAGCCUGAGCAUUAAGUGGGACCCUGUGGUCCCUCUGCGCAAUGAGUCUGCCGUCACCGGCUAUAAGAUGCUGUACCAGAACGACCUGCACCCGACUCCCACGCUGCACCUCACCAGCACGAACUGGAUCGAAGUGGCCGUGCCCGAGGACACCGGCUACGCCCGGGUGCAGAUCCGGACCACGGGGCCCGGAGGGGACGGGACCCCGGCCGAAGUCCACAUCGUGCGGAACGGAGACACAAGCAUGAUGGUGGAGAACUCCGCAGUCCGCCCGGCCCCGCGCCCCGGCACCGUCCUCUCCCACUCGGUGGCCAUGCUGGUCCUCAUCGGCCACCUGGAGCUCUGACCUCGGCGCCCCUCCCUCCGCCGCCGCCGGACACCACCUCCGAGGAUGCAGCCAGCUGGCCCGGCCACUCCCGAUGCCAACAUGGCCCAACACUGUGCCUGAGACUGGCUGGUUUCAACACCUACUGUAGACAGCGCCCUUUCUGUAGGAGGCAGGAUACUUCACAUUCUGCCACAGGCUAGAACCCGUGCGAGGAUUUUUUUAUUUUAUUUAUUUUUUAAAUCAAGAAGCACCAGGCAGUCAUUUCCAAGAUGAUACGGAACCCGUGCCGGGCCCUCUGGGGUGUCGGGCCUGUGGGGAGAAGGGCACCUGAAACAUUCCCUUCAUAUCUGUGGAGAUGGCGUCCUGGGACCGCAGACGGGCUCUGUCCCCUGAGGGCAGCACCCCAGACUCGGCAGGAGUGCUGGGGGUGACCCCGCUGAAGUGGAGCAAGGCCUACCCAUGAGCACCCCUCAGUCCAAGGAGAGAGCCCCCCCCCCGGGGACCAAGCACCCUCCUACUUCCUCGAGGGGUGGCAUGGCUGGGCCCUGGCAUUGCCCUCGAUGACGCCCUGGAGGUUCCUGCCACCUGACCAGGUGGCUGAGCACGGGGGCCCUGAGGGCCGAGCCCCUGCAGCCUUCCAGACACAAGCAUGCAGAGACUCGGACUGGGGGGGAGGGGAGCCAACAGGGACUGAGGGGCGGGACACCUGGUGGGGAGGGGCACCAGACUUAGCCAACACUGCCAACCCGACCUGUCACCCAGAGUGACGGCCGCCAUUCCAGGUGGCGGGGUGAUGAAAGGGCUUGUCUUAGGGCGGUCCCCCACCCACCCACCGAGACCCACUCUGCGCAGUCCCUCCAGGGUUGGGCAGGAGACGGGAGACAGGGGUGAGUGCCCACCCUCCCCUCCAGCGCGGCCUGCAGGCCCAGGACUCCACUCCCCCGGCACCGACCCCCUCCCCUGGGAGAGUAGAGGGCAGAGCCCUGAGGACGGCGGAGGGUAGACGUUCCCCUGCCUGCUCCCGGGAAAACCCGGGCACCUGGCAAGACCAGUGCCCCGGGUUGCCUCAGGCUGCCCUUUUGCAUUUCUCCAGAAGCAAGGGGGUUAAUAAAUGGGACCUCCGGCCUUGGGCUCUGGGUAUAUUGCCAGAACAUCCAGGCUUUAGAGCUCACCUGUCCGAGCCCCUCCCUUCACAGGUGAAGGCACUGAGAUCGAAAGGGUCAGGGUCACACAGCGUGCCCGCGACCACGGGGCCCAGAUGAGAACUCCAGCCCCUUCUUAAGGAGGGCGUGGAAAAUUCUGCUUCUAGAGAAUCUGGUGGGUGAUCGAGCAGCCGGGCUGGGCCCAACCCAAGGUGUGGGCAGGUCCUGGGAGACACCAGGCCUUUGCCUCCGGAGCCUCGCUUCUGUCAGACCUCACUCUGCAGUGCUGGCUUGAAGCCCCCGGGCCCCUGACCCUUGUUCCCAGAGGCCGAGGCUGGGGCAGGGACUCCCGGAGCCCGGGGGCCAGCGGCGGCCCAACCUGUGCUGACUGGUGGCCGCUGACAUCCCCGAGCAGCAGGACCGGCAUCGUGUAGGGGACGGGCCCCCACGCCUGGUGUUUGCCGUUUACAGUCAGAGCCCUAUUUUGCUAUGGUUUUUUAAACAUUCAGGUCCUGCUCUGUUUUCCUGAGCAGGCUUAUGUUGAUGUGUUUACCCACUACCGUUUUUUUUUGUUGUUGUUGUUGUUUUUUGUUUGUUUUCAAAAAUGCAAACUCACACCUCUUCUCCCCACCACCCACCCCAGCUCAGGACUGCCUCCCUGGAGACACCAGAUCACAUCCCCUCACCUGCUCCCGCCCCCCCCCCCCCCUCACCUGCCAGGUGCUGGGCUCAGCUCUGUGACCCCUCAGGGACCACGAACUUGGCCUCACCUCCGGGCUGACCUCGGGGGCGGUGGUUCCGCCAUGCCUUGCUCUGUCAGAAAGGGGAUGCUCGAAGGAGGCAGCCUUCCAAGGUCUAGCUGAGUCUGUCCUCACGGCCAGGGGAGCAGGGGACAGGCGCCUGUGCUGGGCCCAGAGGGAGGAAGAGUAUGGCACGGUGUCUAACCAGCGCAGCUGGAGGCUGCAUGCAGUCCUGAGUCAACAGACACCACCAGUGUCUUAGCUCUGAGGAGGCCCAUUAGGAGGAAGUCCGGCCUCUGGGAGCUGGGGAGGGGUUCUCACUGGGGAAACCCAGUCCUAGGGAGAGCGAACCCCUGUGCGGGGAGGACCUGUCCCAGGGAUGCGGGACUACCCUGACACCACGUCCUGGCAGCUGGAGACUUCAGGUAGAGCUCAGGUUUCGUGAUGACACGCAGGUUUGGGCAAUAGAACAGCCUCCUGGACAGGAGCUCGCUGGGGGCAGAGUGAGAUGGUUUUUCAGUCUUCCUGCCCAGAGGCCUCCGAUUUUCAUCUCCUCUGCUGCUCCAUUCUGGGUCUCCCUCUCCCCUCCCAGGCCCGAGCAGCAAGUACUGUCCCCCACAGUUCAGUGGCCAGUAAGUGCCUUGAAAACUGGGGACAGAGACAGCCCGCGGACACCACUUCAGGGCCCAGGCGAGUCUCUCUGCUGUGUCCUUGGGCUCGGGGCUCCUCACCGUGACCUUGGCUACCUGGCCUCGUGGCUCUGGCAGGCCCAGGGAGGGCAGCUCUCUGGGGAUGGGGUCUUGGGGCCCAGCAAGGUCAGUUGUCUACUGCCACCCAAUGAUCCAGAUGCUGCCAAGAAACAGAAGGGCCAGGCCGGGGGGCUUUUUCUUUUGACGAAGAGCCUGAAGUGAGACGGAAGCGUCUGCAGGGAGAGCCUGAAUAGCAAGAAGCCUCUACCUUCCUAAGAAAGCCGUGAGGAAUGUGGGCAGCUGGGGUCCAGUGAGUGAGGACUGGAGGGUGGGGAGAUGCUGAGGGGUGUCCCUCCAGGGCCCACAUCCUUAGAGCCAAACGUGCCGGCACAGGAGUCCUGGAGCGCCCAUCGGCUGUGCCCCUGCCACAUCACAGAGGGCGGAGGCUCACCCAGGCAGCCGAUGCCCAGCAGGCACUGCCUCCUGGCCAUCUGAGAGCCACCCAGGCUGUGCUCUGGACAAGAGCCCAGGCUGGUUGACGAUUUUACUCCCGCAUCCCUUUCCCAGCCAGAGGACUGUCCUCCUGGCCUCAGAAUGACUGCCACCUGGGCUCCUGUCGCAGGGACAGCAGUGUCCUCACUCCUGCCCUGAGGCCCAGGAGUGGUGCCCAUUUCCCCGGGCAGGCCUCCCCUGGGCUCUGUCCUGGGGAUGAGUGAGGUGGCCAGAGGCUCCUGGAGGGGGGUGGGGGACUGGCAAGGCAUUCUAAAGGGACGUCAAUGGGCCCCAGGGAAAGCGGUGCCUGGUGGCUGUCUAUGUAUAUGGUCAUAGUUUGGGGAAGGUACAGUAGAAGGGAACUGGAGAAGGGGAAGAAGGACAAGCAGCUUUGCCUAGAGCCGGGAAGCCUCAUGCCCUUGUGGGCUGGGCCCUGCCUUGGUCCCCGCACUCCAACUUACCCACCUCUCCAGGGCUUGCGAAGCUUAGAAAGGCUCCGGGCCCGCAAGGCCUGGGGCUUCUUCGGACCACGGACCUGGCUCGGUGUUUGUUCAGACAGAACCACUCCCACUGGCCCGUUGUCUCUCUCUCUCUCUCUCUGUCUCUCUCUCUCUCUGUCUCUCUUUUGUACUUCUUGUAAUGAUAGUUAUUGACUCUGGUAGCAGGCAGUUCUGAAAUAAAGACGGUUUCUCCACCUGUGGAGGCAGCC